Molecule: messenger RNA, 1080 nt
Organism: Aspergillus homomorphus CBS 101889
Lineage: Eukaryota; Fungi; Ascomycota; Eurotiomycetes; Eurotiales; Aspergillaceae
Exons: 3
Coding region: 317-925 (202 amino acids)
Source: RefSeq, a predicted model, not a curated record
UUAAUAACUUGUACUUGCAGUUACUUUGACCACGCCGGCAGUUCCCGCUCCGUGGUGAGUGCAACUACAGCCAGCUCCAAGUAUUCUAUAGUAAGAGAUUCCCCGGUCAUUAAGUCAUACCAUCAUCCUUCCUCUUUCCCAAGCCAGCCACCUCUUUUACUCUUCCUUCUUCCUGCUUCCCUCCCUUCUUCCCUUCUUUCUCCUCCUCUCUCCUCCCUCCUACCAACAUAUACCCAAACCAAUUGCUUCACCCUACCAUCCUAUACACCCCAAUUCCUCUCUCCUCCUAUCUAGAAUCACCACACAACCAAACACAAUGGUCCUCGCACGCCCCCAGUUCCUCCGCGCCUCCGCCCGAGCCCUGGGCACCGUGCGACGACAGAUGCCCACCCAGCAAUCCGCCCGUCGAACAUACGCCCAAGCCGCCGAAACAAGCAACAAGCCCUCCGACCUCCCCUGGCUCAUCGGCUCCCUCGGCCUCGGCAUCCCAGGAGCAUACUACCUGCUCGCAUCAGGCGGCAAGGCCGCCGCCUCGUCGCACGACACACCCGACACCCACAACCACGGCGAACCCAAGGGCAAGGCCUCGACCUCGGCGCCGAUCGAGAAAGAAGAGGUCGCGCCCGCCAAGGACUCCGCUCCUCAACCGGACCGCGACGCCGAACAGAAGACCGAGUCUUCUUCGUCCUCAUCGGGUGCAGCUACCCCCUCGACGGAUGGGAAGGCGCCUUCGGAGGCUGAUGAGGCGGCCACUCGCAAGGAAGCCGGCAAUGCGUCCACCAUGUCCGGCAAGCAGGAGGGUCUUUCCAACGCGACUACGGAUAACCCGUAUGUGAACGAGCCCGGCAAGAGUAUGAAGGGCGAGGGCGAGACGGAGUCGGCUAAGGUCAAGGGUACUGUGUCGCCUGAUCGUCCACAGCAGUAAACUCGGAUGUCUUCGUCUUUGGCGUUUUAAAGAGAAAAGACGGGGUGUUUGUUUUUCUCUCUGCUUGAUGCAAUUGUUUCAUGUAUAAGACCAUGAGUGCCAUGAAGGGGGUGGGCAGUUGGCCGGUAUAGCAACUUAACUGAUAUGAUCUCGCA